Melozone crissalis (California towhee) is the source of this 1549-nucleotide messenger RNA. RefSeq names its product FKBP prolyl isomerase 8 (gene FKBP8). The transcript has 8 exons. The record is from RefSeq and is a predicted model, not a curated record. Lineage: Eukaryota; Metazoa; Chordata; Aves; Passeriformes; Passerellidae. The coding region runs from base 150 to 1367 and encodes 405 amino acids. Gene Ontology annotation, molecular function: protein binding; peptidyl-prolyl cis-trans isomerase activity.
AGGCCCCAGCCCUCCCUGGCGCUCCCCGGUCUCCGCUGUCCCGCUGCGCAUCCCCCGCUCCCGGAGGGUCCCGCCGCUCUCCGGGUCGGUGCCGGUAAGAGCAGCCCCGAUCCUCGCCCUCUGUCCCCGCUCCAGGUCGCUCCGCCGCCAUGGCGUCCAGCGGGGAGGAACCGAGCGGCGGCUCCCCGGGCCGGGCGGGCACCGGCGCCGAGGCGGACGCGGCCCAGCUGGACACGGCGGAGGAUUUCGAGGUGCUGGAGGAGGAAGGGGAGGAAGAUGAGGAUGACCUGAGCGAGCUGCCCCCGCUGGAGGACGUGGGCCGGCCAACGGCGCCGCCGCGGGACGACGCGCACCCGUCGGUGCGGGGAGCGGGGGACGCGGCCGGGGAGCCCGAGGAGUGGCUCGAUGUUCUGGGGAAUGGGUUGCUCAAGAAGAAGACGCUGGUGCCGGGCCAGGGUGUGGAGAGCCGUCCCCAGAAGGGCCAGGACGUGACAAUCCGCCUGAAGGCCGCGCUGGAGGAUGGCACCGUGGUGGAGCAGCAGCCUGCCCUCACCUUCACGCUGGGGGACUGCGAUGUCCUGCAGGCUCUGGACCUGUGCGUGCAGCUCCUGGAGAUGGGCGAGACGGCUCUGAUCGUGUCAGACGCCAAGUACUGCUACGGAGCUCAGGGCAGGAGCCCCGAGGUGCCCCCCAACGCGUCCCUCACGCUGGAGGUGGAGCUGCUGGCGGCUCGGGACGCCCCAGACCUGGAGCUGCUCACCGGCAAGGAGAAGAUCCGGCUGGCCAACCGCAAGCGGGAGCGCGGCAACUUCUUCUACCAGCAGGCAGACUACGUGCUGGCCGUCAACUCGUACGACAUCGCCCUCAGGAUCCUGGGCUCCAGCUCCAAAGUGGAUUUCAGCCCGGACGAGGAGGCCGAGCUGCUGGACGUGAAGGUGAAGUGUCUCAACAACCUGGCGGCCUCGCAGCUCAAGCUGGACCACUUCAAGGCAGCUCUCAAGUCCUGUAACCUGGUGCUGGAGCACCAGCCGGGGAACAUCAAGGCUCUCUUCAGGAAGGGGAAGGUGCUGGCUCAGCAGGGAGAGUACAGAGAGGCCAUUCCCAUCCUGAAGGCAGCCCUGAAGCUGGAGCCUUCCAACAAGACCAUCCACGCCGAGCUCUCCAAGCUGGUGAAGAAGCACGCGGACCAGAGGAACGUGGAGACCGAGAUGUACAGGAAGAUGCUGGGGAACCCCAGCGCCGCCAGCACCCCCAGCAAGUGCAAAGACAAACUGCCCUGGUCCAUCCCCUGGAAGUGGCUCUUUGGCGCCACGGCCAUCGCGCUGGGCGGCGUGGCCCUGUCCGUGGUCAUCGCCGCCAGGAACUGAGGCUGGCACCGGGGCGGCCCCCGGGCACAGGGGCGGUGCCGGGGCCCGGCUCUCUGUGCCGAGGGGCUGCCCCCGGGCUGUGCCAGCCCUUCCUCCCCGCGGGCUCGCUGCCCCACGGAUGCUUUCUGUGCCGGAGGCGCCGGAUCUCUCUCCCGACGUUCCCCGCACCCCUCCUGGCGCGG